CAUCACAUUUUACUGAAUGGGGAAAACUGAGUUCACUUCAAGAAGUUUAAGCUUGUUCAAGAUUUGCAAGUGCCAGGAUAUCAAUUGAAGAUCCAUUGUUUUAUUUUUUUUUUUCCUUCAGUAAUUUUUCUUGUAGGAUAACUUGGUGAACAUGGACCUUUCAGAUGAGCAGAACAUUACACCAAGCUUGCAUCUGAAAAUGGAACACACAGAUUCUGAAGUUGCUCCUAAAUCUAGAAGGAGGGGGUUCAAAUCCCCUCAGCGCUACAGGUGCCAGAAACGCAGGGCCUCCACCAGCAAACCACCAAACUCUACUUCAGAGCGAAGAAAUGAACGGGAAAGGAACAGGGUGAAGCUUGUGAACAUGGGGUUUGCCAAACUGCGUCAGCAUGUGCCACAGAUUGGAUCAAACAAGAAGAUGAGUAAAGUGGAAACUCUGCGGUCAGCAGUGGAGUAUAUCAGGGCUCUGCAGAGUUUGUUAGAAAGUCUGGAUGACAGUCAAAUAACACCUCCCAGCAGCUUGUCUUCUUUAGAAGACUCUGGGUCAGCAUCAAUGUCUCCUGGAUCAGCAUGUUCUUACUCAUCAGAAGAAGGAUCACCAGAUUCCAGUAAUUCAGAUCACGAGCUGCUUCCAUAUUCAGCAUGGCUUGGGAUCCAUUGAGACACUUGGUGUUUUAAUUUAAUUUACCGAAAACUUAACUAUUAUUAGUUAAGGAAAAUACAAGACGAUGCUGCUGACGGGGGGGUCUUGGCCUGAGUGAAAAAGACAAUUACUGAAUCAGACAGGACUACACCCCAGGGGUACCCUCUGGUGUGAACGCUGCUUGCAUGUGACAUGCACAUGGAGGAACAGGAGUACAAAAUGGGACCGUCAAGGAGUCUGCUUUGUUUUUACAAGGACUACAUGUUUCAGAGUCUUAUUUAUGCAUAUUUAUGCGUAAUAUUUUGUAUGUACAUACAUAUAUGUUAUAAUAUAUAAAUCUGGGUAUGACCACUAAGUACCAUAUGGUCAGCUGUAAUGAUUUGAAAGCAUUGCAGAACAGAGGCUUAUGGGUCUACUUGUUAAUUAACUCUGGGGAUCUGCUCUUCUGCUUUCAUUAUGUUUCAGGGAGAGCAUGUUUCUUGGUUUCAUUAUGUUUCAGGGAGAGCAUGUUUCUUGGUUUCAUUAUGUUUCAGGGAGAGCAUGUUUCUUGGUUUCAUUAUGUUUCAGGGAGAGCAUGUUUCUUGGUUUCAUUAUGUUUCAGGGAGAGCAUGUUUCUUGGUUUCAUUAUGUUUCAGGGAGAGCAUGUUUCUUGGUUUCAUUAUGUUU
Molecule: messenger RNA, 1309 nt
Organism: Protopterus annectens (West African lungfish)
Lineage: Eukaryota; Metazoa; Chordata; Ceratodontiformes; Protopteridae
Product: achaete-scute homolog 1a-like
Exons: 2
Coding region: 152-661 (169 amino acids)
Biological process (GO): regulation of transcription by RNA polymerase II; developmental process
Molecular function (GO): DNA-binding transcription factor activity, RNA polymerase II-specific; RNA polymerase II transcription regulatory region sequence-specific DNA binding; protein dimerization activity
Source: RefSeq, a predicted model, not a curated record